AUGUCAACGACAGUCGACCCCGAUUUGCGAAUUCUCGAGCCGCAAGGGCUGCCGCUGGCCAUCAUCAUCGUAUCCUCCGUCUUCCUCGUCAUCUCGGUCCUAUGCGUCGGACUACGCACUCGCGUGCGCCUCGUCGAGGGCACCUUUGGUCUAGACGACGGCCUCAUGCUGGCGGGAACGAUCGUGUACGUGCCGUGUGUCGGGCUCGCCAUCUACGGGUGCCUCGUGGGGCUGGGGACGCUGCAGGAGAAGCUGAACCCGUGGAUGUUCUCUGAGGCCCUCAAGAUCUACAUCGUCUGGAUCCUCAUCUACGUCGUCGCCCUCGCCCUCGUCAAGUCGUCCGUCUGCCUCACCAUCCAGCGCAUCAUCACGACGGAUAAAGGCCUGCGCAUCACGGUCUGGGUGCUGCUCGGGGUCACGUGGGCAUCUUUCCUGAUCACCUUUGUCGGAACGCUGCUCUACUGCCAGCCGGUUAACGCCCUGUGGACGCCCACGAUGCUGAUCAGUGGGGAGGGGAAGUGCGGAUCCGUCGAUGUCUUUGUCGCCAUCGGCCACGUUGCGACGAGCUCGACCAUCGUGACGGACCUGGCCCUCGUCGUGGUGCCGGCCAUCAUCCUCUGGGGCACGCAGAUGAAGACGCAGACCAAGCUGCAGGUCUUUGGUCUGCUGUCUUUUGCUUCCGUAGCAUCCAUCAUCACCAUGGUCCGUAUUCCCUACGUCAACAGAUUCAAGGCGCAACAGGAUCUUCAAUUCUGGGUCGCCCACACGGUACUCUGCUCCAACAUCGAGACGGGCAUCGGCUGCAUCGCCUCCUCAGUGCCCUCGCUCCGGCGCUUCAUCGCGCGGACCCGGGGCACGACGGAGAACACGAACCCCAGCGGAAGCGGGACCAAGACAGGCCUCUUCACGAUCGGCAGCAAGCCCCUCGAGCCGCGGAGCCGCGACCGCUUCCGCAACCCGACCGACGUGGGCUUCAGCUUGGCGACGGUCCACGGCCGCGGCGACGAGACGUGGGAGCGCCUCCAAGACGGCGACUCGGACAAGGGGGACUUGCUACCGAGCGACCAGAAGGGCGGCAUCCACGCGCAGUACACGUACCAGGUCGACAUUGAAAUGUCGCCGCCCAACACGAGGCAUACUACGACGACGACGACGACGACGACAGGGCGGCGACCUGGGACGAUGGACUCGGCUUGCUGA
Messenger RNA from Colletotrichum higginsianum IMI 349063, 1200 nucleotides. Its product is annotated as Integral membrane protein. NCBI's taxonomy places the organism in Eukaryota, Fungi, Ascomycota, Sordariomycetes, Glomerellales, Glomerellaceae. The transcript is spliced from 4 exons. The coding region runs from base 1 to 1200 and encodes 399 amino acids. The record is from RefSeq and is a predicted model, not a curated record.